This is a messenger RNA of Onychostoma macrolepis, 1198 nucleotides long. Its product is annotated as protocadherin gamma-B4-like. Bases 114 to 1064 code for a protein of 316 amino acids. Lineage: Eukaryota; Metazoa; Chordata; Actinopteri; Cypriniformes; Cyprinidae. Gene Ontology annotation, biological process: homophilic cell-cell adhesion. Gene Ontology annotation, molecular function: calcium ion binding. Gene Ontology annotation, cellular component: plasma membrane. The transcript has a single exon. The record is from RefSeq and is a predicted model, not a curated record.
CAGUCGACAUUGUAUAUUGUAUUUGUUUGCUAAUUCGAGGUUUUCCCACUUAUUUUGGCACCUUUUUGGUCUGCACUAUUUCACUUUUUCACGUUGGAUGAGACUGUUUGAGAAUGAAGAGAAACGCAGGAUUUGUUAUAGAGCUUUCGCUCUGCUUUUGUGUCAUGAUGGCGCACACCGCUUAUGGAGACGUGAGCUAUUCUUUUCUGGAGGAGAUGAAACGCGGAUCUUUGAUUGGAAAUAUAGCACAGGAUCUCGGGCUCGAUGUGAACAGACUGUCAUCUCGUAAAGCUCGAAUUGAUACUGAAGGUAACAGAAAACGAUAUUGUGACAUUAAUCUGAAUACUGGAGAACUGAUCGUAGCAGAGAGAAUCGACAGAGAGGGACUUUGCGGAAAGAAAGCCUCAUGCGUUCUGAAACAAGAACUUAUGCUUGAGAAUCCUUUAGAAUUGCAUCGAAUUAGUUUACACAUUGAUGACAUAAAUGAUAACUCUCCGCAUUUCGACGAGGAUGUUAUCAGAAUGGAAAUCAGGGAAUCAGCGGACAAAGGAGAACGGUUUUUGCUAGGAGAAGCGCACGAUCCGGAUAUAGGAAACAAUGCAGUUCAGACUUAUACUUUGGAAAGCAAUCAUAAUUUCGUUUUAUAUGUUAAAUCAAACGAUUUAAUAGGGAAAUACUGUGAACUAGUAUUAAAUAAAGAGCUGGAUCGUGAGCAGCAGCAGGAGGUAAAAUUAAUUCUCACUGCGGUAGACGGCGGGACUCCACCGAGAUCAGGUACUGUAGCCAUACACGUCACUGUGCUGGAUGCUAAUGAUAAUGCUCCAGUCUUUAGUCAGGCCGUCUAUAAAGUCAGUCUGCCUGAAAAUUCUCCUGUAGAUACUGUAUUGGUGACAGUGAGCGCUACUGAUGCUGACGAGGGACAAAAUGGAAAGGUCACGUAUGCAUUUGGUCAUGUUUCGGAAGAAGAUAAAACCUUAUUCUUACUAAAUCGCAACACUGGAGACAUAACUGUUAUUGGAACAAUGGAUUAUGAGGAAAAUCGGUGUACGAGUUGCGUGUUGUAGCAAAAGAUUCUGCAGGUUUAACCUCGUACUCAAUGGUAAUAAUAGAAAUUACAGAUGUUAAUGACAAUGCACCGGUCAUCAUUAAUAAAUCUUUGAAUAUCCCUAUUCCCGAGAAUGCGUUACCCGGUACAGAG